This is a messenger RNA of Dreissena polymorpha, 1289 nucleotides long. RefSeq names its product actin-87E-like. Bases 122 to 1261 code for a protein of 379 amino acids. The record is from RefSeq and is a predicted model, not a curated record. NCBI's taxonomy places the organism in Eukaryota, Metazoa, Mollusca, Bivalvia, Myida, Dreissenidae. The transcript has 2 exons.
CAGGUAUAAAUAAGGUCUCCUCAAUUUAGUUUCACCAUUCAAUAAACGCCGAAGAAAAGAAAAGUGAACGACGCAGAAAGUUAAAUAAGCAACUGUUUUAAAAACGUGCACAAUUCUAAUCAUGUCACAGUACUUUGAUGAUGAUAUUGCCGGCGUCGUAAUUGACAACGGAAGUGGAAUGUGCAAGGCCGGUUUCGCUGGCGACGAUGCUCCCCGCGCCGUGUUUCCGGCCAUUACCGGCCGUCCUCGCUACGACAUGGUCAUGGCAGGAAUGGGGCUUAAGGACACCUAUAUCGGCGACGAAGCGCAGAACAGACGGGGAAUACUCUCGCUGCGGUAUCCAGUAGAGCACGGUGUCGUAACCAAUUGGGACGAUAUGGAGAAAAUCUGGCAUCACACGUUCUAUAACGAACUGCGAGUGGCACCCGAGGAACAUCCGGUUCUCCUCACGGAGGCGCCAUUAAAUCCGAAAGCAAACCGAGAAAGGAUGACCCAGAUAAUAUUCGAGACUUUUAACGCGCCAGCCUUUUACGUAGGUAUCCAGGCGGUUUUGUCGCUCUAUGCAUCCGGUCGCACGACGGGAGUUGUGUUCGAUUCCGGUGACGGUGUGUCCCACGUUGUACCGAUCUACGAGGGGUACGCGCUGCCGCACGCGAUCGAGCGGAUGAACCUCGCAGGAAGGGAUCUGACACACUAUCUCUCCCGGAUCUUGAGCGAACGCGGGUACAGUUUUAUAUCCUCGUCGGAACAGGAAAUAGUACGUGAUAUCAAAGAGAAACUGUGCUACUCUGCCCCGGACUUUGAUAGCGAAAUGCAGUCUGCAGCUAGCUCAUUGUCGGUUGAAAAAAGCUACGAAUUACCCGACGGAGGGAUUAUCACCAUUGCAAACGAGCGUUUCCGGUGCGUGGAGACCAUGUUCCAACCGUCUUUUAUCGGAAUGGAGAGCUGCGGAGUACACGAACUGCUCUACAACUCGGUGAGGAAGUGCGAUAUAGACAUAAGAAAGGAUUUGUGGAACAACGUCGUGAUGUCUGGUGGGUCGACGAUGUUUACCGGCAUGGCUGAUCGGAUGAAGAAGGAGCUGGAUAAUCUGGUUCCCAGCGGCAUGAAAGUGAAGGUCAUCGCGCCGCCCGAGCGGAAGUACUCGGUGUGGAUCGGAGGCUCUAUCCUGUCCUCUCUGACUUCAUUCAGCUCCAUGUGGAUCUCAAAGCAGGAGUAUGACGAGUGCGGGCCGGGAAUCGUUCACCGGAAGUGCUUCUAGGUGUAAUACUGAGCGCGAAAUUUAAAAU